GACUUAUAAUUUUAGAUAUAUGAAAUAAUGUUCAAAGUAAUAAAAUGCAAAAAUAAUAUUCGUUUAAUGUUGUAUGAAGUACAAGUUACAUAUAAUAAGUAAAAUAAUAAAUAAAUUUUUUCUGUACACUAUCUUCUGUGCAAAAAUUACUCUAAUAUAAUACAUGGAGAUAAAAAUCGAUUUUAGAUUUACAAACUACUUUAUAUUUCAAUGAGCCAACGGGAUUUAUUAUAUAACGUAGCCAUCCUUUGCCUUGUGGCGUUGUUAAAUCUUACCAUCUACCCCGUGAUACGUUUUAUAUUCAUAGUCUGUGCGAAAAUUGCUCCUAGAGCACAAUAAAGAUUAUACGAGCCAUAAAGUAAAUUCAGCCUACCCUGCCGAUGUUUAUUUAAGCGUGGGAGAAAUGCUACGGGGCUUUUUUUAAUUUUAUCUCUAUCUUUAUUCUUACCCACUUUUUCCAGAUGUAUACUGCAGCUUAUAAACGAGCUGAGACAAACCGACCGUGGUUACUGUGGAACCGUCGUAUCGACCGGGUGAGAGAAUUCCUCUUCUAGACGUCGAGGGCACUGACUGAAAUUCUGAAUAAACCUGCACUCUCAUGAAAAUGGCUAGAACUACACAUUCACCGUGAACCACGGUUAACAAAGAAGGUUCCUUUCUAUGGGAAGGCUGUUGGAAACAAGUGAUGAUCGCGAUUUCGAAUCGCGUCUGACAUUUUUACAAAAAUUGUUUAUCAAAAUUAAAAAUGUGGCGACCACGAGCAUCCCUUUUACAACGUGAUACCUCCGUUUUUAUAUCUACGCUUUACAAUAACCUUCACACGUCGCAAAUUUUCGCAGGAAAAGCAAAAAGGAAAGAAGAUAAAAGCUGUAAACCGGUAUCUGUAGCCGUAGUAUUAUGCGGAUGUGGCCGACUUGAUGGCACCGAAAUUUCGGAAGCUAUUUCAACAGCCAUACAUUUACGGCAUAAAAAAAUAAUGCCGCUAUUUUAUGCUCCGGACAUCGAGAUUAAUGGCCUAGUCAAUCAUCUUACCAAACAGAUGGAUACUACAAGUUCUAGAAAUGCUCUCGUUGAAGGUGCUAGAUUAGCAAGAGGAUGCAUAAAACCUCUAUGCGAGUGUGAAGUUUGCACGCAUGGCGCCCUAAUUAUACCUGGAGGAUUUGGCGCUGCACGCACUUUGAGUGAUUUUGCCCAAAAAGGUACCGAUUGCACCGUUUUACCCGAGUUAGAGAAGCUCAUCAUCGACUUUUACUGUGAGAAGAAACCGAUCGGCACUAUGUGCAUAGCUAGUGCGCUUGUUGCAAAAGUGUUGAAGGGUGUGAAAGUUACGCUUGGCAAAGAAUCACCCAAAAACGACUGGCCAUACGCUGAAGCUAUCAAACAGGUCAAGGCUAUGGGCGCUAAGAUAGAAAUGAAAGAUGUUAAAGGAGUAACCUUAGACAAGAACUACGGCGUUCUCAGCACACCGGCCUGGCUGUACGAACCAGCUACUUAUUCAGAUGUUUACGAUGGUAUUGGUAAACUUGUCACAAUGUUAAACAAAUGUAUCAGUAGGUAAUACGUAUACAAAUGUCUCUAAAAAUCAUACUAUGUGAUACCAAAUUACACUUUAAUAAUUUAAUCUAUCAUUUGUAUGUACUUUGCAUUUAUUUAUAUAUACAGGCAAUAAUUUUUUGUUAUAU
Monomorium pharaonis (pharaoh ant) is the source of this 1682-nucleotide messenger RNA. Its product is annotated as glutamine amidotransferase-like class 1 domain-containing protein 3A, mitochondrial. NCBI's taxonomy places the organism in Eukaryota, Metazoa, Arthropoda, Insecta, Hymenoptera, Formicidae. The record is from RefSeq and is a predicted model, not a curated record. The transcript has 5 exons. The coding region runs from base 746 to 1558 and encodes 270 amino acids.